Prorocentrum cordatum is the source of this 4629-nucleotide messenger RNA. The record is from the annotation of a GenBank genome assembly. Lineage: Eukaryota; Dinophyceae; Prorocentrales; Prorocentraceae.
AUGUCGGGUGAACCGAAGGAUUGCAACGGCGAGGGACAACGCAGGGCAGAAGACCUAGCGGGCAGGAAGGAAUUGUCGGAUGGCACGGUGGACUCAGAGGUGUUCACUGGAGAGCAGAAAAGUGAGCUUGAACAGAUGAUGAAGCAGCAGCUGGCGCAGACGGAGGCCAUGCUGCUGAAGUACCUAGGCAAACACGGCGCGAGCGAGAAGGAAAAGGGUGCUGACCGGCGACCUCGCGAUCCGUGGGAUUCAGACGACCCGUGGAAGGGUCAAAGUCGGUCGGAGAGCCAAGGCGGAGAAAGAAGAGAAUGGUCUCAAGAAGAAUGGGACGAGUGGAAAAAGGCCAAGGGCGGCAGGUACGAGAGCGACUGGAAGGACCAGAAGCGGGAGAAGGGCGACUACACCGAUCCGGAGGCAUUCAUGGGCUGGUCAGACUAUAGAUUGUGGCGUCGCCGAGUGGUCAGAUGGCUCGACCAGACAGACGUACCGCCGAGGAAGAGGUCAGACAAGAUCCUGAAGGUAUUAGACAGGGAUUUGCAGAGAAAAUUCGAAGUUAUUUCAGAUGCAGUGUUGCAGUCGGCUGAAGGGCCGAUGACGAUCAUCAAGCGACUCGACAUUAUGAGCGGGCAACGUAUGGACGACGAGAAAAGAAGAGCGGGCCGAGAAUGCUUGAUGGGAUAUCGACGCAAAGCGGAUGAAACCCUCUCAGUAUACACGGCACGGAUGGACCAGAACUUCGAGAGGCUGAAGGGCCAGGGGCUCGAGUUAGACGACAGCUGGAAAAUAUUAUUUCUUGAAGAAGGCAUAGGACUGGAUGAGAGCGGGAUGCAGAUGCUGAAGGUCAUGAGCCGCGGCUCCAAGGACUACGAGGAAGUGAUCGGCGCGGCGAGAGAGAUGGAUGUGACACGCAAUGAGCAUCUCGGCGCCCGGACGGGCAAGGCCACGGCGGCGACCUACGCACUACAGGAUGAUGACGACGACCUCUGCGAGUACAGCGACGUAUCUUCCAUGACGUCGGAGCAGGGGGCUUUCGUGCUGGAGUCGAUCGCCGAGGCCGACGUAGACGAGCACGAGUUACCAGAGGUGCUGGCGACGCUGGAAAAGGACAGAAAGAAGACGUGGAAGGAGAACCGGGACUACAAAAGGCAGCUUCGAGUGGAUAGAAAAUUCUACCAGACCCCGGGGGGGCCUUCGGGCUCCAGGGCGCCGGCGCCGCCGCCGCCGCACCCGGGGAGACGUGACGGACUACGUCGGAGUGCGAAAGGGAUAGUUCGCGAGCGGAAGAGGAGACUUCCGAUCGAGAAACUAAUGAAGAUCACAAAGUGUCAUCGAUGCCACAAGAAGGGACACUGGAGCCGAGAAUGUCCCGAGAAGGGAGACUCGACGGGAGCCGCAGCGGGAAGCGGGUUCGUGCUGCUCAAUGAAUCGGAGCCGAGCUACGCGAUCCUGGCCUCGGAGAACAUCAACUCGAUCAACGCGCGCGGGUUGAUUCACCAGGUCGUGGGCCGCAUCAGAUCCGAGAAGGUCGAGGCCAUGAGCCUGCUGGUCACAGGCUCAGGGGACAUCGUGGUGGACACGGCGGCGGGCCAGGCGCUGAUCGGGCCGCAGGCACUGCAGAGGCUGGAGAAGCGUCUCGGCGAGCUGGGCUUCCGAGUGGUUCGGGUCAAGAGCAAGCACCAGUUCGCGAGAGGCGUCGGCGGGAAGACGCAGGUGCAGUCAGGACUCCUGGUCCCCACAGGCAUCGAGGGCAAGACAGGCAUCAUGGAGCUGGACCUGAUCGAGCAAGACGUGCCGGCCCUGAUGCCGAUCAGUAUGCAGGAGCAGAUGAAGGCAGUGAUCGAUCUCCCGAAGGCCGAGAUGACUCUGAGGGCACUAGGGGUGACCACCAGCUUGAAGCGGCUGUCGAGUGGUCAUCGCACGAUCGCGAUCGACAAGCUCGGCAGCCCAGAGGGUUUUGAGCUUCCGGAGGCUGUCCGGAAGCGUUUCGGACUGCAGGCGUCUGACUUUCGCCUGAGCUCGAGCGAGAAUGCCAUGGUGACGUACUGGAAUCGAGCCGAGAAAACGUUUCUGCAGGCGAUGACGGGUUCCACCGCGAGCGACAGUGGCGAGCCGCAGUGCGUCAAGUACUUGCUGACCGGAAACGAAUAUCCGAACGGGCUGUCGGUGGGAGACAAGUUCUGGGCGUACCUCAGCUCCAGGAUCGUGGCCGAUCACCAGCACAAGGGGCUGAAGCUGCUGCGCAUGUUCCAGAACGGCCACCAGUGGCCAAUCAAGACCAAGAAGGCGGACAGGUUCUACACGGAGCGCCAGAUGAAGUGCAGUCAUUCCUGGGCACGUCUCAUCAGUUUCGGCAAUUCCCACGGCAGUUGGGAAGUCUGCGGGGACUGCGACAUGAGGGUCUCGUACUUCCAGAAGGCGUCCGUCAUCUACAAGGGGAAGGGCAAGUCGCCUCAGAGCGGCUCGACGGUGCUGAACGUGAGCGACCUCACCAAGCCCCCCGGGGGCAGAGCAUCGGUGAGGAACUCGGUAGAGUGCACGAGGGUCGCUCUCAUGACGACGACGAGCGACCGGGGGCCGACCCAGGGCUCGGAGGAGCCGAUGAGGGUGAAGAAGCGCUCCGAGGAGAUGGUGCAGUAUCGGGCUUUGGAGGCGCCCAUGGAAGUAGACGGCACAGGUCCAGCACGCCCUCGCCAGCGCGCCCCUCGUGCGUCGCUGAUCAGCGAGAUCAAGAGCAUGAAAGAAGAGAUGACCAACCAGAAUCACGGCCUGCUCGCCCUGGUGGUGGAGCAGGGAAAAGCCAUUCAGCACAUGCAGGCGGCGCAGCUCGGCAUCCAGGAGAAGCAGGCCAUGAUGGAGAGGCAGAUGGCGAUCGAGGACCAGCCGAAGACGCUGCCGCCGCAGGUGCCGGCCCAGGCGGUGUUCCCCGUCGGGUGGGAGACGAUCGAGUCGCCUCCGACCGCCGGCAGUGCCAUCAGCGAUGGAGUGUGGGCGACGGAGAAGGAGGGGGGCGCUUCUCCAGACGACCAGGCAGAGCGCUUGGUGGCGAUGUCCCUGCCUGUUUGGCGGGACCUGUUGCUCUCAGGCGAGUUUAAUGACGAUUUCGAGGACCACCCCACGGUGAAGGACGGCUUCCAAGAGAGGCGCAGCUUCCACCAGAGGGACAGCUUCCAGGGGGGGUGCAGCUUCCACCAGAGAGACAGCUUCCAGGAGGGGGGCAGCUUCCACCAGACGGACAGCUUCCCCAUCCGGAACGAGAAACUCAGGGACCCUUCGAAGACCGACCUCAGGGUCCAGAAGCGCAGGGUGGGAUGUCUCGGGAGUUGGGAUUUGGAAACCGGAUGGGACUUCAGAGAGGGGGGAGUCAGACUUGCGGCUAGGCAGCGCCUGAGAAAAGAGAAGCCAGCAGUUGCCAUGAUGGAGCCCCCGUGCCAGACACACAGCGCCAUGUUUAGGGUCAGCAAGGGGUCCAUGGACUCCGAGUACCGCGAGGCUCUGAUCUCGGAGGGCCUCACUCACCUUCAUCAUGCGGUCGACCUGGCCCUCAUCCAGUACCGCGGAGGGCGCUCCUUCGUGCUGGAGCACCCUGACACGGCGUCGUCCUGGGAGGACCCCAGUCGGGCGGUGACUCGAAAGUCCCAGGUGUACCCCGAGGCCUUCUGCAGGCACAUGGCCGAGACCGUCGCCAAGAUCGUGUCUUCCAUGGCACGCAAGUCAGCUCACCCCGAGUCGUUUUGGGGACUAAUAGAUCAGGACGCGAUGAAGUUCCUCAGAGAGCGGAAGAAGCUCCAGCAGGCGCCAGAGAGACCGGAGGGCAUGACCGAGAGGGGAUGGGGCGGAUCUUGGGUGGAGUUCGGAAACGGAAACGCCGACGUGGAGCUGGUCCCGGGGGAGGGGUCCGAGGCAGGUCUUUUGCAGAUCACCUCCGAGAGCACGGCCUUGGAGAACCGACGGCAGGUGUCCCGGCCUCGGAAGAAGGACUCGAGCUCCGAGCCUGCCAAGGACAGCAGCGACGAGGAGUCCGCGCCCUCCCGCAAGGAGGAGGAGGAGGACGAGGAGGAUGACGACGACAAGAAGUCCGAGGGCGACAAGGCCGAGGAUGACGAGACGGACAUCAACCAGCAGGCCUCCGACGACGAGGCUGCGGACACCGACGCCAAGGGGUCGGACGCCGCCAGCGCGGCCGCCUCGUCCCCGGAGCCCGAGCGGGUCAAGGAGAAGAAGGCUAAAAAAGGCAAGAACGACAAGAAGGUGAAAAAGGCUGACUCCUCCGACUCGGACGAUUCUGGGAAGGAGGCGGCCAAGGCACCGCCGUCGGACUCCUCCGAGGACGAGGCGGGCGACAAGCAGGACGAGGCCGCCGACGAGGAGGAGGAGGAGGAGGCCGAGGCGUCGGACGCCUCCGCGGAGUCGGGGAAGAAGCUGAACGGCAAGUCUCGCGAGUUGCCGAACGGCAAGAAGGCUUCUGGGAAGGAUAUGCUCCUGGCCGCCAAGGCCAAGCUGGAGAAGGCCAAGGAGGAGUUGGAGGGGGCCAGGAGAGAGGCGGAGACCUCCAAGGCCAGCGCCCUCGCCGCCGCCGAGGAGUCGCAGCUGGCGGAGCGGGCGCGCGACGCCGCCAAGGCGGAGCUCGAG